AGUAGAACAAUUCAGGCCACAUACAGCCCCAAAGAAAAAAUGAAUGCCAAUUUUGCCUACGAUGAAUCGUGGAUGUGCCUGGUUGGCGAUAUUCCAUCACUUGUGCAGCGACACAUGGCCAUCGUCAGGCUCAAGCAUCCAACGAAUAUGGGAACGAAUUGCCGUGAUCUCCAACUUUUUGUGCUCAUAGUCUGUCCAGCUAAAGAGAAAGGUACAAAGAAUGCAUUGGAGACGGGCCGCACAUUUGCUACAUUGUUAGCUGAUCAUCAUCUACACCGUCAGUCGGUGGAAUUAUUAGCUACCGAAGAAGAAUUCAAGCAGCUUAUUUUCAAUCGUACAAGAGAAUUGAUUAAGGAACAGCAACAGAGCCGUUCAGCCGUUUCAAUUAAAUUGGACGCCGUUGUUGAACCAUCCAAAAACAUCGCAAUGAGUAAUGGAAUCGGGAGACUUUGUCAGUUUGGGCAAAGUAUCCGAGAGGAUCUUUCACGUCGACUGCCGCAUUAUGUAUCGGACUAUGCCGAUGGCAUAGUUGGAGUAAAAACACCUCAAAAGGAAAAUCAGGUCAGUAAUGUGAAGAAAGGUGAUUUCGGAAUGACCACCAGCAAUAAUGAAAUCUAG
Molecule: messenger RNA, 618 nt
Organism: Daphnia carinata
Lineage: Eukaryota; Metazoa; Arthropoda; Branchiopoda; Diplostraca; Daphniidae
Product: solute carrier family 4 member 11-like
Exons: 5
Coding region: 40-618 (192 amino acids)
Biological process (GO): monoatomic ion homeostasis; transmembrane transport; monoatomic anion transport
Cellular component (GO): basolateral plasma membrane; plasma membrane
Molecular function (GO): solute:inorganic anion antiporter activity
Source: RefSeq, a predicted model, not a curated record